Molecule: messenger RNA, 1212 nt
Organism: Penicillium manginii
Lineage: Eukaryota; Fungi; Ascomycota; Eurotiomycetes; Eurotiales; Aspergillaceae
Product: putative extracellular exo-polygalacturonase
Exons: 2
Coding region: 1-1212 (403 amino acids)
Biological process (GO): carbohydrate metabolic process
Molecular function (GO): polygalacturonase activity
Source: RefSeq, a predicted model, not a curated record
AUGUCGAUGUCAAAGUUACUCGUCCUGCUCGCAGUCACUGCAUCGAGCUUUGCGCUACCAGACGCGACUCGCAUCCUAAAUGCUCGCGCUUCAACAUGUACCCCCAAAGCCGGAGGAUCUUCCUCUACGGAUGAUGUACCGGCAAUCACAUCUGCGAUCGCAUCGUGCGGUAGCGGUGGGACCAUUGUGAUUCCUUCCGGUACCACAUACUACCUGAACAGCGUGCUCGACUUCGCCGGGUGUGCAAGCUGCGACUUUCAAGUCGAGGGACUUCUCAAGUUCAGCUCGGACACGGAUUACUGGGAAGGACGCACGGCUAUGAUCAAUGUCAAGGGUAUUAACGGCAUCAAGAUUCGCUCGGUGACCGGGUCCGGUGUUAUUGAUGGUAAUGGGCAAAAUGCCUACGACGUUUUCGCUGCAGACAGCAGCUACGCUCGCCCAACACUCCUCUACAUCACGGGUGGAUCAGACAUCACAGUAUCAGGCCUCCGACAGAAAAAUCCCCCAAACGUCUUCAACUCUGUAAAAGGAGAUAGCGACAACGUCGUUUUCUCGAAUUUGAAAAUGGACGCUACCUCCAAGAGUAGCAACGCAGCUAAGAACACCGAUGGAUUUGAUAUCGGAGCAAGUACCAACGUCAUCAUCUCGAAUGUCAACGUUUCCAAUGAUGACGACUGCGUUGCUUUCAAGCCCGGUGCCAACGGAGUCACAGUGACCGACAUCACCUGCACCGGCAGCCACGGACUCUCCGUCGGAUCUUUGGGCAAGAGUUCGAAUGACGAGGUGAAGAACAUCUACGUCAAAGGUGCGAAUAUGAUCAAUUCCACCAAGGCUGUUGGCAUUAAGACAUACCCGUCUGGUGGCAGCCAUGGACAGUCGACCGUGUCAAAUGUGACCUGGACAGAUGUGACGGUGCAAGGAUGCGAUUAUGCAAUUCAGAUCCAGAGCUGUUAUGGCGAGGACGCGGCGUAUUGCGCUACGUAUCCCGGUAAUGCGAAGUUGACGGAUAUCGUCUUCAGCGACUUUAGCGGGACCACGAGUGGGAAGUAUGAUGAUGAUGUUACGAGCAAUCUAAAUUGCGGAUCUGAUGGGACUUGUGGCGUGAAGAUUAGUUCUUAUGCUGUUACUUCGCCGGAUGGGAAGAGCGAGGUGCUUUGCGCAAAUACACCGAGUGGGUUGGGGGUGACUUGUACUUCUGGGGCAUCGGGAUAG